AUGUCAUUUUCCCAGCGGCGCUGGGUAAUGCUGACUCUAUAUUGUGCGGUAAGCUUUAUCAAUGGUGUCGCCUUCUGUGCAUUAGAUCCUGUAGACCGCCUUGCAGAAGAGUACUACGGCGUCGGGACUUCUCUAGUAUCUCUUUUUGCUGUGAGUUUUGGUGCAAUGUAUCUUCCCCUCGCACCUUUUGCCUCCUGAGGACUUGGGAUUUCCUAUCACUGAUCUAUGAUGAUAUCAUGAAUUGUUACAUUUAUUGGCUGCUGGCUUAAAUAUUUAGCAUUUACCAACUACACCCUAGCCUGCAUAGGAAUAUUUUUAGUAGCCUCUGUCAAUGCUCCUAUCCUUGCUGGCUGUUCACCUUUAGCAGUCCGAUGGUUUCCUCGUAACGAAUGAGUCUUAUGCACCAGCAUUGCAAGUAUCAGCAAUUUUGUGGGGAUGGGCGCUUCCUUUAUCGCAAGUCCUUACCUAAAUGACAUGGAUUUGAUAAAUCUCUGACAUGCUAUUUUUUCAACGAUUUUUUUGGUACUAAAUGUAAUUUAUUCCAAAAAUGACCCAGAAUUUGAAAAAUCGACAGGGUUAAUUGAAGGGUUUAAGAAGGCUUUGAAAAAUAAAAUGAUUAUGUGGAUCGUCAUGUGCUCAAGUUCAGGGAUUGCAGCUAGUUAUACAGUUAUAGCGAUUUUAUUAGUAAUUUUAGAGCCAGAUGGGCUGAGUGCGAAACAGGUAGGAUGAAUAGGGUUUGAUAUGGUUAUGAUGGGAAUGCUUGGAGGGCUAAUAGCUACGUAUUUGGUCGCAAAUUAUAAUGCAAUUACGACACCGUUGAGGAUUUUUUUGGUAGGGUCGAUUUUGUCUACUAUAUUGUGGGCGUGCAUAAGGGCGAGUUUUUCGCUUUCGAUAAGUGGAGCUGCACUUCAUGGAGCUACGCUGAUUGGCCAUUUACCGCUUGGAAUAAGUGCUGCUGUUAUUGAAGAUAGGACUAUUGAAGAGUCGAUAACUACAAAUAUGAUUUUCUUUAUGCGGUAAUAAUAGAAUGGCUUAUAUACGGACCUCAAAAAAAAUUAUUAUUAUAGGGCUCACUUUUCAAAAUGAGCCUUUAUCCACAAUGCAAUAGCGAUGACACGUAGGGUAAUUAGGUGAAUAAAGGAAGAAAGGAGAAGACAUAUGGGUUUUAUUGUCUAGCACCCCAAGAUGGGUAACCCUUAGGUGGAAUAUGAGAUAAAGAUAGUCUCAGAGGGAUCAAAUGUGAUCAGUAAAAACUUUCAGGUUCUUUUGUUUCGUCUUCUGUAAUCCUGAUUAGUCAGGAUGGCUGAUGGCAUCAUCAACUUUCAAAGUAUUUAAAUAGUAUUCUAUUUGUACUCCUUCCAUUAAGCUAGGCCAAAACUAUUUAUGUACAAAUCACUAUUUUUACUAUAAAUUUAACUAAUUUAAGAGGGGUUAAUAUACCCAAAAAAUGGGAAAUUUUACCUAUAUAUUUUCCCAAUUUAAUUGGGUAAGUAAAAUAAUUUAUUAACUAAAUUUUCUUUAUGGCAAAUUUGCUUUGCACUAUUUACACUUACCCAGUCCAGUAUUAUUAUGAAAUCACAGAUUCUACAGGGCUAUGGGCAAUUGCUAUAUUAGUUUUAGUUAGUUUUCUGCCACUUAUUUUUAUAUAUAGAAGUCCAGUUGAGGAUAAAUCUAGUGUAAAACCAUCGGAAAAUUUAUUAUGUCUAAUUUCAUUAAUUUUUAUAUUACUAAAAUAAAUAUAUUCUACGCAUAAUAAGAUAUAUAAAAAUACUAUUUAAACCAAAUUUAUAUACAAAAUUAA
Blepharisma stoltei is the source of this 1801-nucleotide messenger RNA. NCBI's taxonomy places the organism in Eukaryota, Ciliophora, Heterotrichea, Heterotrichida, Blepharismidae. The record is from the annotation of a GenBank genome assembly.